Molecule: messenger RNA, 1179 nt
Organism: Amaranthus tricolor (Joseph's coat)
Lineage: Eukaryota; Viridiplantae; Streptophyta; Magnoliopsida; Caryophyllales; Amaranthaceae
Product: acetylajmalan esterase-like
Exons: 1
Coding region: 1-1179 (392 amino acids)
Molecular function (GO): hydrolase activity, acting on ester bonds
Source: RefSeq, a predicted model, not a curated record
AUGUCUCCUUCAAUCUUAAUCUUUCUCUUUUUCAUCCUUUCAACCCUAUCAAUCCUGUCAUCCAUGGCUACUUUGCACGAUCUUCAUCAUCCCCAUCCCAUAAUUAUACCCCCUAAAUACAACCGCCCAAACAAAAUUUCAAUGUUUGAUUCAAUAUACCAAUUCGGCGACUCCAUUAGCGACACGGGUAAUCUCGUCAUCGAAAACCCAAUUGGGGCUACUAACUUUGCAAACUACCCUUAUGGUCAGACCAUUCAUCAUCCUACCGGAAGAUGUUCUGAUGGUCUUUUGAUGAUUGAUUUCUUCGCUCAAUACUUUAAUGUUCCUUUACUUAUGCCCUUCCUUAACAAACAAGCCCGAUUUCACCAAGGGGUUAACUUCGCCGUCGCUGGAUCCACCGCCUUAGACAGUGCUUCUUUGCUUUCGAAGGGGGUUUUCUCACCGGUCACAAACAGUUCUUUGUCUGUUCAGUUAAAGUGGUUCCACUCUUAUCUUGAUUCUGUCUGUUCUAAUACCACAUCCCAAUCCCAAUGCGAGAAAAAGAUGCAGAGAUCUCUGUUUUUGAUCGAAACAGGGGGUAACGACUAUAACUACGCUCUCCUACAGAACAAAACAGUUGAAGAAGUAAAGAUGAAUAUGGUUCCUGAAGUAGUGGGUGCAAUCAAAAAGGCUGUAAUACAAAUAAUCAAUCAAACCCACGCAAAUCAUAUAAUAGUCCCUGGAAACUUCCCCAUCGGGUGUUUACCGAUCUAUCUGUCUUCUUUUCAAUCAAAAGAUCAAACACAAUACGAUGAACUGGGAUGCUUAAAGGGUCUAAAUGGGUUCGCAAAGGUUCAUAAUAAGGCGCUACAAGAAGCAAUUAAAGAGAUAAAAGAGGAGUAUCCAAGAAGUAAAGUGGUGUAUGGAGAUUACUACAAUGCUUUGUCUUCGGUUCUGAGGGAUGCAGUUGCACUGGGUUUUGAUGGACAGAAUGUGCAUAAUGCAUGCUGUGGUGCCGCAGAUCAUCCAAAUCAUUUCUAUUUGAUGAAAAUGUGCGGAAGCGAAGACGCAUCAGUUUGUUCGAAUCCAGCUCGUUAUAUUAGUUGGGACGGAAUUCACUUCACACAACAAGCUUAUUCACUCAUGUCGGAUUACUUGCUGCAUCAAAUUCUUCCUUCCUUCCUUCCAUAUUUAGAUUAG